Lates calcarifer (barramundi perch) is the source of this 4342-nucleotide messenger RNA. RefSeq names its product outer dynein arm docking complex subunit 2 (gene odad2). The record is from RefSeq and is a predicted model, not a curated record. NCBI's taxonomy places the organism in Eukaryota, Metazoa, Chordata, Actinopteri, Centropomidae. Gene Ontology annotation, molecular function: protein binding.
CGGCAGAGAGAGGAAGUCUGUAGUUUCCAUGGACACCGUUGGUAGCAAACUGUCGGUAAAAGUUUUGAAAUAGUAAAGAGACUUGAAAUUCACGUUUCAGAAUAUUCCAGUUGAUGAAAAUGGGGGUAUCACUGACCAAGGCUGCCCUGUGGACCAGCUCCGGCAAACUGGAGUUCACGCCAAUGAAUGAGUCCUUGUUGAAAGAAAUCCUGAGCUUUGUGGAGCAGUUCAGCUCCCAACACCCACAGGAGGCAGAGCAUGUGUUUGAGGAGCCGCUCCAGUGGAGUACCACUUUAGUGGCAUCUGAUUUCAAAACAGACUAUGACAUCAGUGACUCAGAUGUACAGUCCCACGAGAAAGACAGUGAAGGGCAUCCACUGUUGCGGCUUUCCCCUCCUACUGUUUACGUACGCAGCUUCAGCCAGCUCUCUAAACUUGUUCAUCUGGCAGACGAUAAGAAGUUGGAAGAGGUUCGAGCAUGUCUAGAAGAAAAUAGAGAUCCUGUGGUUAAGAUUCUUGGUCCCUGCUUUGCUAACGUCUUGGAGAGAGAGGACACUGAUACUGAUGUGCUGGGUCUGGCAGACAAAGACCAAGCAAAGGAUUCAGAGGUCAAAGUCAAGCUUUUUCACUUGCUCCAAACUACGGACAAACUGUUCCUCAGCAAACUUCUUGAAGAAAUAUCAGAACAAGUCAGGCUCGACCCCACCACAGUAAAGAAUGACAUGGAGUUGUUGAAACAGUUGUGCAGUGGAGGGGAAAAGAGGGUGUUGAAGUCGGUUCGAUACACAUCAGAUUAUGAAUUUUCAAAUGGCUGCCGUGCCCCUUUGUGGAGACAGGUGCAUGGUGAGAUUUGUUACCUUGUAAUUGAACCUUGUGACACUGACAACCUCUACAUCACCUGCAGCACCGCUGGAGUUUUUCUCAAUGGGGGCAUAAAACAGGAGGGGGAGGAGAGUGGUUACGAGCGAACAAGUGAUAUGUAUGAAGACCUGCUAACACUUCUGAAGAGCCAAUCUCCAUAUUUUGCCAAGAACAUAAACAAGCAGGAUUUUGGAGUUCAAGAACUUCCAUCAACACAAAGGAUCCAGCAUGUGGAAUCGGUUGAUAUGGAGGAACAAGGCCAACCCCAGAGGUCUUACGAGCAACAGGAAAAGAAUGUGCAUGACAAGGCGAGACAACAGCAUACGCUGAACAAGGCAGGCGGCGAGAAGAAAUAUGAACCAUGUCCGCGAUGGAAGAAUCUUGGUCUCAUGUCUCCAUGUGGUAAAGCAGAGGAAAAGAAAUCUAGUAAGAGCUCUGGAGAGGAGAGGUCUGGUGAAAUACAGAAGAAAAAGCAGGGACCAGGAGCCAAGAGCAAGAUGAAAGCAGAAUUCUCAGUGUCCUCUUUACAUGGACGCCUGUCCUCCCAGAAAAUUAAGACCCCAGCAGGAGCCCUGCCAGUAGAACUUUCCAGUGAGAGUUCAUCUGAGAGUGAGGAGGAAGAAGAGCAGUCUGAGCGCCGUCCAGAGAGUAACACAGACCUGCCCUCUGAGUACUGGCAGAUCCAGAAACUGGUCAAGUACCUCAAGGGAGGCGACCAGACAGCCACUGUGCUCACUCUGUGUGCCAUGAUGGACUUUAAUUUGAUGCAGGAGACAUGCCAACUGGCCAUCCGGGACGUAGGUGGCCUUGAAGUCCUCAUUAACUUGCUGGAUACAGAUGAAGUCAAAUGCAAAAUCGGAUCUCUGAAAAUCCUGAGAAAGAUUAGUCACAAUGUGCAAAUCCGUCGCACCAUUGUUGACAUGGGAGGUCUGCAGAGCAUUGUGAAGAUUCUGGACUCACCGGUCAAGGACCUCAAGGCCUUGGCGGCUGAGACUAUUGCCAACGUGGCCAGGUUCCGCAGGGCGAGAAGAACUGUCAGACAAUAUGGUGGUAUCAAAAAACUGGUAAAGCUGCUGGACUGUGUCCCUAAUUUGCCAGCCUGAACUGCAAACCAGGAGAAGGAUGUGGAGGUGGCCCGCUGUGGAGCUUUAGCACUGUGGAGCUGCAGCAAAAGUACCAAGAACAAAGAGGCCAUCCGUAAGGCUGGGGGAAUCCCGCUGCUGGGACGAUUGCUCAAGUCGCCACAUGAGAACAUGCUUAUCCCUGUGGUGGGCACCCUGCAGGAGUGUGCCUCAGAGGAAAGCUACAGGAUUGCCAUUCAGACUGAGGGCAUGGUCAAUGAUUUGGUUAAAAACCUAAGCAGUGACAAUGAUGAGCUACAAAUGCAUUGUGCCAGUGCAAUCUUCAAGUGUGCAGAAGACAAGCAAACCCGUGACCUAGUGCGUAAGUACAAAGGUCUGCAGCCACUGGUCUCACUGCUGGCGAAGGCGAACAACAAGCAGCUUCUGGCUGCUGCCACGGGGGCCAUCUGGAAGUGUUCCAUCAGCAUUGAGAAUGUGGCUAAGUUUCAGGAGCACAAAGCCUUGGAGACCCUGGUUGGUCUACUUACUGAUCAGCCUGAAGAGGUGCUGGUAAAUGUAGUGGGGGCCCUUGGAGAAUUUGCCCAGAUACCUGACAGCAAGGCCACCAUCCGGAAGUGUGGAGGCAUCAAGCCAUUAGUCAACCUGCUCACUGGCACAAACCAGGCCCUGCUUGUGAAUGUAACAAAGGCAGUGGGUGCCUGUGCCACAGACAAGGAGAACAUGGCAAUCAUUGACCAGCUUGAUGGAGUCCGCUUGGUGUGGUCCUUAUUGAAAAACCCCAGUGCAGAUGUUCAGUCCAGUUCUGCAUGGGCCCUUUGUCCAUGCAUUGAGAAUGCAAAGGAUGCAGGGGAAAUGGUGCGCUCCCUUGUCGGUGGAUUGGAACUGAUUGUUAAUUUGCUGAAGUCAACAAACAACGAGGUCCUGGCAAGCAUUUGCGCCGCCAUCGCCAAAAUAGCCAAAGACAAGGAGAAUCUGGCAGUCCUCACUGAUCACGGAGUUGUCCCAUUGCUGGCCAAGUUGACUAACACAACUGAUGACAGACUCCGUCGCCACCUUGCUGAGGCUAUUGGCCACUGCUGCAUAUGGGGCAGCAACAGGGCGUCCUUUGGUGAAGCUGGAGCCGUGGCUCCACUGGUGCGCUACCUCAAGUCAAAAGACAGCACAGUCCACCAGAGCACAGCCAUGGCCCUGUAUCAGCUGUCCAAGGACCCCCACAAUUGUAUCACCAUGCAUGAGAAAGGAGUGGUCAAGCCGCUCAUCCACAUCAUGGGCUCUAAUGACGAGAUACUCCAGGAGGCUGCUGCUGGCUGUGUGCGCAACAUCCGACUCCUGGCCCUGGCUAAUCGGAAGGCCCGAUUAUUUUAUUGACAAUCGAUGAUCACUGCACCCCUUGAAAUCCAACAGGUACUGUACAGAAAUGAAUUGGGUGGAAAGAGGGGCUGUGCUUCAUAUUUGACUUUUUAAAAUAGCAAGACCCUCCCCAGGGUUAUUAGUAUUUGUGUUUGGAGCCUCCCCUUAACUUAAAAAAACAAUGCAACACCCUUCCCCCUAAACUCAGCUCUGAUUUCAAGUUGAGUGUGUGAACGGAACAAGCAUUUUUACAUAGCUCAGAGUGCACAUUAGGAAUAAAACUAGCAUUUGCCCAAAUAAUGGGAAACGUUGCGUUCCAGCUGCUCUCUGUUUCUGAACCAAGCACUACUGAAUGAACGAGAUAUUACCUCUGUUACUGAAUAAGGGAGCAAGGCACAGGUAGGAGCUCUUUGGCUGAUUUGGGGGUUCAACAUUGUAAUAUGUUCACUUCACCCAUUAGUAAAACAAAUUGUAUUAUAGUGUUGAAGUGAAGGUGACUAUUGGCUUGUGAAAAAAAUUGUGUGCUCUUUAGAGAGAUGCUGUUAAAUCCCGUAAAACUGUAAUGAUCCAUAUUUACUGUUUCUCAAAACUUUAUUAACAGUAUUCAGUUUUCAUCCAUGACGGACUAUUAAAUAUUGUUACAGAAUAUUUUGCAAUAAAGGAUGAAGUAAUAUGUGAAAGUAAGGCAAGAAAUAAAAUAAAAAUAAAAGAUACUCGCUAGUCUCAAAUCAGUCUACCAUCCUUUUAGUGAAAAGAGAAAAUACACUGCCCUCCCCCUUUUCUGAUUCCUCCUGACACCUGACACCUCCCCCUCAAUCAUUUUUGUACAGUCCCUUAGCAGUACAAAUGGGCUGGCUGUGACAGCACAGGCAAAUAUUUAUCUUAGCAUCUGUCUUGCUCUACACUAACUUCAGAGUUUGUUUCAGAUGUGUUUGAAAAUAGUUUCAAAUACAAUGUAUGAGAAAAGUGUUACAAAAUAAGUACCACAAGUGUUUCAAAUACAUUGUAUCAAAUUAUCUAGAAAGGUUUCAAAUAAAAUGUUUUGUCUU